Molecule: messenger RNA, 1527 nt
Organism: Prunus armeniaca (apricot)
Lineage: Eukaryota; Viridiplantae; Streptophyta; Magnoliopsida; Rosales; Rosaceae
Source: the annotation of a GenBank genome assembly
AUGAAGAUCAGAGGAGUUUGGGCCUACAACUUCCAUCAAGAAUUGUCUCAAUUCGAUCACUGCCUGCACCGCUUCCCCGUCAUCUCUUUCGAUACCGAAUUUCCAGGCUUUCUCCGAGACACUCCCCGAGACGCACUCGAAGAUCAACGUUACGAAGAUGUAAAAUUCAAUGUUGAAUCCCUCAAAUUGCUCCAGUUGGGAUUCACUCUGUCCGACGCCAAUGGCAACAUUGGGGGAACUUGGGAAUUCCACUUGUCUGGGUUUAAUGAGAAAUCUGACCCUCAUGUUAUCGCUUCCAUUUCUCUACUCAAAAGGAACGGUCUUGAUUUUGCGAGACUUGGGCAAUUUGGGAUUUCUGUUGCGGAGUUUGUGUUCGGGUUUCUGCGUGUCCUUAGAAUCCACAGAGGGUUGCAUGAUUUGACAUGGGUUUGCUUUCAUGGCCUUUAUGACCUGGCCUAUUUGCUCAAGCUCUUGACCCAAAAGCCUCUGCCCGAUUCAGUGGUGAUGUUUGCUAAGGCUCUUGGUGUAGUUUUUGGCAUCAUUUAUGACAUCAAGUUUAUGGCUCGCUACUGCAAAGGAUUCUUUGGCGGUGAAAUUGGAUUGGCAAGGGUGGCCAAGCUUCUUGAUGUGGAGCGCUCUGGUGAAGCUCAUCAAGCUGGUUCAGACAGUUUGUUGACUGCUGCUGUGUUCUCCAAGAUGAACGCAACGUUUAGGUCUGUGGCUGGGAUGUCUCAAGGCUGCUUGUAUGGAAUUAGCCCAACAAUCGUGCGAUAUUGGCAGCCCGCUCCUGUGGUUGUUGCUCCUGUGAUCGUCCGUCGCCCUUGCUUUCCUGUUGCAGCACCUCGUGUCUACGGUGCUCGUCUCAUUCAUAGUCCUAUUCUUCCCACUUAUGUACACAUGAUAGUAGCCAAUUCCAAGCCAUGUCCAAAGUGUAAGCGACCUAUUGAAAAAACCAAGGGUGCCAUGACGUGCACACCACCUUGCAAAUUCGAAUUUUGCUGGCUAUGCCUUGGUGCAUGGUCAGAUCAUGGUGAGAGGACAGGUGGUUUCUAUGCUUGUAACCUCUAUGAAGCAGCUAAUAAAAAGGGAGUUAUGGAGAAACUUAGAGACAUACAACGAGGACCUGAGUUUCAGCUCAAGUUCAUAACUGAUACCUGGCAGUGUAGGAGAGUGCUGAAAUGGACUUAUGCUUAUGGGUACCACCUACCUGAAAAUGAGCAUGCAAAGAGGCAAUUUUUUGAGUGCUUGCAAGGUGAGGCAGUGUCUGGUUUGGAAAGGCUUCAUCAGUGUGCAUUGUUAAAACUGCAGGAGGUUCCUGAGUGUGUGAGAUCUUACACGGACCAAGGUCAAGAUGAAAGUGCAGACGAGCAUAAAAAGAAGGUGGUCACCAUCCCUGAUGACUUGGGAGAAAUGGCUGCUGAACAAAUCAUUUUAGCUCAAUUUUCUCAGUUCAUCAAUUAUGGUGCGCAGAGUAAGGCACCGGAAGUUAUGCCAUGGAGCUUUCCAUUGUCAUCAUUGAUUGAGUAA